GUGUAUAAAUAUUAAUUAAAGACGGGCUGCUGAGAAAAGUUGUCUGCAAAUGUUGAAGUUAAUUCGCAGGCGUUUAUGUGGCCGGUUGGAUUGGAGGACUCUGGGGAAAAGGUUAUUCUAAUCUCUGCUGAAAUAGAAUGUGACUUACUUUGGCAGGUUUGACCGGAGAAAGGUUUUCUUCUUGGUGAUGGACCUCGCUGAUUGAGAUCUUUCGCCAUGCCCCUGCGGAGAUGAUAAUUUUGGCACUUGAGAGGAUAAUGAGUUCGUGCAUAAUUUCAUGGUGACUAGACGCCGUAAAUCAAAAUGUUUAGUAAGAGCAAGAAAUCAAAGGAAGGGAAGGCUCGGACUGGGAAAGAAAGUCCUAACCAUGGCCCCUUCAGUAGCAUGACUGCCUCUCUGCCAAAGAAUAUUUUCUCUGGUAAAUCACGCAAAAAUUCGGGGGGAUACGUUAUUGCAGAUGGAGGGAGUCAACCUUCCUCAUCUAAGAAUGGUCAGACAAUGGGUUCAACAGAACUGAUGGCGCGGUCACAGACCCUGAGUCACUCCCCGGGCCAUGGGUACUAUUUUGAGGGGGGUAGCCAUGGAGGGGGGAGUCCCUAUCACAGUCCCUCCAACCCAGCCCUCUCUAAUGCAAACCUAUCAAAUGCUCACGGGAGCCCCUUCAGCAGCCCUUCCCACAGUGGAGGGAAAUCAAACACCCUGAGUAGCGUACGGUCGCUAAGGGAAAGAUACGAGCAGGAAUCGAGUCCGCAGCUGAGCGAUCGUUCACUGGAGAGACAGAUCGACAGACUUCAGAUGUUAGCCCAGAGUGAAUCAAAUCCUAACAUUAGUCCAAGAGACUUUCAUAGCUACUCCAUGUCAUCUAGUUUCAGUAGAGAGAGGGUGACAGACAGGGAAUACCCCCAUAUGGGAGCACGGUCAUUAGAGCGUGACCACAAUUAUCCGGGUCGUUCACGCUCCAUGGAACGUCCAGACUACACAACACAAUUAUAUAAUCAAGAGAUGAGAAAUUUUCGUGACACUUUUAUUCUGGAUUUGGAAGGACAGAUUGCUGAUUUGAGCAAAGAAUGUGCCAAGCUACACCAGGAGCUUGACUCUACGAAAGAGAAGCUGAGUUCCAGCAUGAACAGCAUAAAGACAUUCUGGAGCCCAGAGCUGAAGAAGGAACGCGCCCUACGCAAGGAGGAAAGUGCCAAGUAUUGUUUAUUGAAUGAACAACUCAAAGUGGCUCAGGCAGAACUCAAGAAGCAGGCCUCUGUAAUCCAGAGUUUGGAGAGUCAGGUCAGUCUGGGUGAGGACGUCCAGGCCAGCUCACGGAUAUCUCAGCAGGAGAUCGAGAUACUCCAGCGAGAGAAGGACAAGCAAUCAAAAGAAAUACUCAUUCUGCGGCGAACGGUCGACGAGAUGGAACUUCGAAUCGACAUCCAGAAACAGACGCUCGCAGCUCGCGACGAAAGCAUGAAGAAGUUACUGGAGAUGUUACAGAGUAAGGGCCACUCGAUCAGUAACAUACAGGAGAAUCAACGCGAGAUCGAGGGUCUACAGGCUCAGAGGCUCGAGGACGAGCGCAAGAUCAAACAGCUACAGAACGAGCUCAGUCAACAGUCAGACGAGUCCGCGGCUCUCAAAGAGGAGAAGAAUCAUCUAUCAGAUGAAGUAAAACAACUUGAUCUGCAGUUGAAACAGAUGCCAGCCAGCAAUCAUACCAUGAAAGCCAUGCUGGAGGCCAAGGAUUCUAGAAUUUCUGCCCUGGAGAAGGAUGUCCAGGCUUUGGAAGACAGGAUCAUGAAAAACCAGGAGGAUGGAACUGACGGGAGCGUGAAGAAGGACACCGGACUCAAAGACAGCUUGUCCAGCAAAGAGAAACAUCUCAGAUCAGAGGUGGAGAGACUAAAGACAGAAUUAACAAGGAAGGAAGCUGAAAUCGAGGGACUGAAACUGAAAGUAGACACACUGACAAGUCAGCAGUCCGAAAACCAGCAACACAUCACCGUACUGAAAGACCAGGUGUCAGCUAAAGAUAAACAGCUAGCCAUGCUACAAACAGAGAUUGAUGAAUUCAUAGAGAAGUUGAAGGAGAAGAAUUCCACUAUUGAUAAGAAUGAUCAGAAAUCCCAGAGUCUGCAGUUGGAGAAGAGACGCAUAGAGAACGAGAUGACAGAACUGAGGGAACAGAUAGAAACCAAGGACAGGAAGCUAACUCUCCUGCAGAGGAAGAUUGAGGCUCUAGAAGAAGACCUGAAGGAGAAGGAUGCCACAAUUUCUCAGCUGAAGGCGUCACAGAGCCACAUAGAGAACACCACCACUGCCAUCGCCACACUGGAGGAGACCAUCACAGAGAAAGAGAGGCAGAUAGAAAGACUGAAGGAACAGAGAGACCGGGCGGAAUCGGAACACCAAGAGGAGUGUGAUCUGUACAUGAAGAGAAACCACGAACUGAAGGCCCAGGUGGAUAAACUACAGCUGGAUAUCACAGACAGACAGACUGAGCUGUGUGACCUCAGGGAGAAGGUCACGGAGGCGGGGUCAGAAAAGUUCAAAUCCGAGACACGCAUCAAACAACUGGAGCAAGAAAACCAGGAGAAGACAGAGGAAAUUCAGAAGUUAAAGGCAGAGGUUGAAGAGAAAACUAAAGCUACAGCUGAGAAAGUUGUAGAUGAAGAGAGUGAGAAGAAAGUGACAGAUCUGAUGUCACAGUUAGAGAAACAGGAAGAGGAAGUCAGGACAAUAAAGGAAGAGGUCAAAAGGUCACAGGUGGCCAUUACAGAACUGGAGGAGGACAAAGCCAAGAAAGAAAAGGAGAUUGCUGAAAUGCAGGAUAUAAUAAAGGAAUACAAGCAGAAGAUGGGAACCUUAAAACGAAGCCAGCAGAUAGAGAAGAAGAAGAACGCUCAUUUACUGGAGGAGGCGCGGCGAAGGGAGGGGGACCUUAACGAUGAUGCCUCACAGUUAAAGGAUGCAGUGAUUGCUAAGGGAGACAGGAUAGAAGAGUUAGAGGAGGCGUUGAAGGAGAGUGUCCGCAUCACAGCCGAGCGGGAAAUGGUGAUGGUGGAACAGCAGCAACAGCUAGAGGAGGCUGAAAACAAGGUGGCCGAGCUGACUAUGGAGCUAGCGAGGAAUAAAUCUGCUGAGAACAGUGCAAGGGUCAACUUCCUGACGAAACAACUAGAAGACAAAGAGCAGAAGCUAAAGAAACUGCAGUCUGAGAGACACAAACACCUAGAGGAGGUGUACGAAAUGAAACAGGAGGCCAUUCAGGCUGCCAUGAGUGAGAAGGAUGCUAACAUAGCUUUACUGGAGAUGACCAGCACAAAACAAAGAAAGAACACAGAGGAGAUAGAAAAACUCAACAAAGAGAAGGAAAAGUUACAACAGCAACUCAAAGAAGUGACACAGAACCGUAUGAAGCUGAUUCAGAAGCAGGAGAGGAGGAGCGAGUCCCUGGGGCGCUCCAAGAAGUCCCCCAGUCACCGGGCCAAGGGGGCGUCGCCCGACCGCGUCAAUCCAUACGUUCUCACGGCCCCGGCAUCACUCGACUCAUGACAUGAGUUAUACAGUAACUCAAUCAGUGUGUAACUCAGCACUGUAACAUAAUUACAAACCACUGCAAUAAAUGUAAAUUAUCUAACUUUGAUGUAUUUAAUUGAUGACUGAUGUUUAUGCUGAGUGAGAAAAAUAGAAUGACAUGUACUAUGUGUGAAACAGAAUAGGAAGAAAGGGUAAUAAUGUAAUGAGUCAAUGAAUCGGACAAUUUUAAAUUUGCAUGGGGUUAUGCAGUUGCCAGAUUUUCUAUUGAUUGUACUGUUUCUUAUAGAGGUCCACUGUAAAUUCCCUGUGGCUUUAGACCAAUCCUUGUAUGACCAGCUGCUCUGGCUUCUGUGAUCGUUUAAGAUGUUCUGCCUCUAAUCAGCUGGUAUUGUGUUUGUGUGUUUUGUGAUAUUGGAAAAGAAUUUCAAUAUACUGUUCUGGUUAAUAAUUGUAAAAUUCAGUACUGUGUACAACUGUGUUUUUUUUCUGUGUUCUCUGCACUAA
Molecule: messenger RNA, 4032 nt
Organism: Saccostrea cuccullata (small rock oyster)
Lineage: Eukaryota; Metazoa; Mollusca; Bivalvia; Ostreida; Ostreidae
Product: ELKS/Rab6-interacting/CAST family member 1-like
Exons: 15
Coding region: 304-3543 (1079 amino acids)
Biological process (GO): regulation of synaptic plasticity; neuromuscular synaptic transmission; maintenance of presynaptic active zone structure
Cellular component (GO): cytoskeleton of presynaptic active zone
Molecular function (GO): structural constituent of presynaptic active zone
Source: RefSeq, a predicted model, not a curated record